AACGAGAGCAUCAGUUCACUGGCACUGAGGAGGAGACGCAGACGAGACAGACGAAAAAUAACAAGAGAGUGAAUGACAGCAAGAGGAAAAUCCAGACGACAAGAGGAGGUUUUUAUAGUAAAAGAGCAAACUUUGCAAGAGAAAUGGCCAUCGCAGCAGGAGGAGUGUUUUUGGCUUUACUGUUGUUCCUGAGUGCCGGUGUGCCAUGUUCCUCUGUGUAUAACAGUGGAGAGUGCUUCUUCAAUACCAAAGGGAGCUGUGAACACAUGGGGCAGAUGUACGGGAUAGGAGAGAGCUGGAUAACCAGUGACUGUUACCAGUGUGUCUGCAUGGAGCCUUUUGGAGUAGGAUGCUGUGACCACGGACCUCAACCUGUGGACUAUCCAGACUGGUGUGAGGUCAUCCGUAAACCUGACUCAUGUAUGAGUGUUGCCGUGAUGAGAGUCAAUCACAAACUACCCUGCCUCUGGGGAAGAGGACGUCUCAGGCCAGAUGCACGCAAACCGUGGAAUUCUGACAAUGAUCCUUUAUUUUGAGUUUAAGCAAUUAAAUUACAUUUAAAAAACAAGGAUUUAGCAAUGUGUGAAGUGUAUUUCAGAUUUGUACAUUAUCAAAAAGUUUGUGAGGGACUAAACUGUACUGAAUGGUAUAACCAAAUCUGCAAAUAACUCCCACGGAUGAUCUGUUAACUCUGCAUAAUUACACACUUUAGACUUGUGUUGUGGAUGUAUUUUGUUGUUGACUCAGUCUGAAUGUCUUGAUUAUUUUUGGUUCAUAUUUUAAAAUUAAAUUAAAAUGUAUGUCCAAUUUC
Molecule: messenger RNA, 811 nt
Organism: Trematomus bernacchii (emerald rockcod)
Lineage: Eukaryota; Metazoa; Chordata; Actinopteri; Perciformes; Nototheniidae
Product: prostate-associated microseminoprotein
Exons: 4
Coding region: 144-536 (130 amino acids)
Source: RefSeq, a predicted model, not a curated record